AAUAUGACCGAGGCACCGUUAUUCCACGGGACGCUCUGCGCGCCGCGCACCCGCUCGCCAACUUCGGAUAAACUUUUUUAUUGUUUUUAAAUAUUAGUAUUAUUGUUUCGCGUACCUUGCACGCGUGAGGCCGUUUUGUUUCACCUUUCAAAGUAUUACCAGUUUCCUGCCUCUUUUUUUUUUUUUUUUUGGUGUGGAGUUGAAUUAAAAGUUUCCAGCUGCAGGGAUCCCCGUCUCCCUUCAAGGAGGAUUUCUGCGCGCUGCGCGGCAUCAGGAGGAGCAGAAGAGCACUCGUGGAGUACUUUGGGACAGUGAAUGACGAGCCGCUCACUGACUAACUAAUGCGGCGCUUUGGUGGGUGCAGUGGAUGCGUCUCCGGCAUGGACUCUGUCUGACUUGACCAUGGCGCGCACAGGUAGGGGCUUGGGCCGCUUUCACUUCGUUCUGCUGGCGCUGUGGACCCUGUCGCGGCACUCCGCGUCCAGCCAGGUCCGCCAAGAGUUCCAGGUCCCGGAGGAGCAGCCCGUCGGCACCUACGUGGGCACCAUAGAGACCAAGCCCAGCUUCUCGUACCGCUUCAGCGAGAGCCACAAACUUUUUGCAAUCAACGCCACCACCGGGGUGAUCUACACCUCCUCGGUGAUUGACAGGGAGCUCCUGCAGAGCGAUGUCAUCAACGUGGUGGUGCUGUCCAGCCAGCCCACGUACCCCACCGAGGUGCGCAUAGUGGUUUUGGAUAUCAACGACAACUCCCCGGUGUUCCCGGACGCGUCCAUCGUCGUGUCCUUCAAGGAGGACGCCAGCAGCGGGCGGCAGGUGAUCCUGGACACGGCCACGGACUCCGACAUCGGCAGCAACGGAGUGGAUCACACCACGUACAGGAUCGUGAAAGGCAACGAGCAGAGGAGGUUCCGCCUGGAUAUCACGGUCAAUCCCAGCGGAGAGGGGGCAUUCUUGCACCUCGUCUCCACCGGAGGCCUGGACAGGGAAGUCACUCCCUUCUACCAGCUGCUGGUGGAGGUGGAGGACAAAGGGGAACCCAAAAAGUUUGGCUACAUGCAGGUGAACGUCACUAUUCAGGACAUAAAUGACAACCCUCCUGUUUUUGACCAAGAACAAUAUCAGAACAGCGUCUUUGAGGACGCAGCCGUGGGCUCCAGCAUUCUGCAGAUCACGGCGUCGGAUCGGGAUGAGGGAGCUAAUUCGGAGGUCAGGUAUUUUUUAGACGAGGGAACACCUUUCCAAAUCGACCCCAAAGCCGGGACCAUCAUUAUGAAAGAGGGUUUGGAUUAUGAGAGUAAGCGAGAGUAUUCCCUGACCAUCCAUGCCGUGGACAACGGGGUGCCGUCCCUCUCGGGGAGGACAGAAGCCACCAUCAAACUUUUAGACGUGAACGACAACGACCCGGUGGUGAAGUUCAGGUAUUUCCCCACCACCUCCAAGUUUGCCUCGGUGGAUGAAAACGCACAGAUCGGCACCGUGGUGGCUCUGCUCACUGUCUCGGAUUCAGACUCCCCCACUGCCAACGGCAACAUAUCCGUUUCAAUCCUAGGCGGCAACGAGCAGAGGCACUUUGAAGUGCACACUUCCCCCGUGCCCAAUUUGAGUCUCAUCAAAGUGGCCAGUGUGCUGGACAGGGAGCGGAUUUCCUCCUACAACCUGACCGUGUCGGUGUCGGACAACGGCGCGCCCGUCGCCAGGUCCUCCUUCGCCAGUCUGGUUAUUUUUGUGAACGACAUCAACGACCACCCGCCCAUAUUCCAGCAAACCCUGUACAGGGUGGACAUCAGCGAGGACGUACCGAAAGGCAGCUACGUCAAAGGCGUUUCUGCGACGGACGGCGACUCCGGGCAGAACGCCAACCUGCGCUACUCCCUGGUGUCUGGAAACGCUUUGGGCUGGUUCUCCAUCAGCGAGAACAGCGGUCUGGUGACCAGCGCCGCUUUGCUGGACCGGGAGAUAGCGUCUGAAAUUGUGCUCAACAUCAGCGCCAAAGACCAGGGGCUGCAGCCCAAGAUCUCCUACACCAAACUGGUGGUAAACGUCACCGACGUGAACGACCAGGUGCCCACGUUCGCACAGGGCACGUACCACGUCUCGCUGGCGGAGCACGCCGCCGCCGGCACCGAGCUGCUGGUGCUGUCGGCCUCGGACGACGACGACGGGGCCAAUGGAACCGUCCGCUUCGCGUUCGACGGGGAGACUCCGGCCGCUGUCCAGCAGCUGUUCCGCCUGGACGCGCUUUCGGGGCGACUGAGCACGGCCGCGGAGCUUGACCGGGAGGAGCGGGCCUCCUACUUACUCCACGUCCAGGCAGCAGACGCAGGCAGCCCCGCUUUGCACUCUGUAGGGAAAGUCAACAUCACCCUGAGGGAUAUCAACGACAAUAGGCCGGUUUUCUACCCGCUGCAGUAUUUUGCCAACGUGAAGGAGAACGAGCCCUCGGGCUCUUAUGUAACCACCGCCUCAGCAACAGACCCCGAUUUGGGUCGAAACGGCACGCUCAAAUAUAUGAUUACAGCUGGGGAUUCUUCCAAAUUUCGCAUUAAUAGUAACACAGGGAAAAUUACCACACUUGUGCCCCUGGAUAGAGAGGAGAAGACCGCCUACCAGCUGCAGGUUACAGCUGCAGAUGGUGGCGGCCUGCGCUCACACACGCAGGCCAUAGUGACUGUGACCGUCAUCGACACGCAGGAUAACCCCCCGGUCUUCAGCCAGGAGGUCUACAGCUUUGUCAUGUUUGAAAACGUGGGCCUUGGGACAGUCAUAGGCACCGUGUCGGCCACCACCGUGGAUCUGAACACAAACAUUUCAUAUCUCAUCACCUCGGGGGACCACAGGGGGCUUUUUUCCGUGAACGGCGCGGGUCAGAUCACAGCGUCGAGCCAGAUAGACAGGGAGGAGCGGGACUUCUAUCAGCUGAAGGUUGUAGCGAGGGCUGGGGAGAUCACGGGCGAGGCCCUGGCGAACGUCACGGUGAAGGACUUAAAUGACAACGGGCCUCAUUUCCUUUACGCCGUGGAGCAUGUGAGCGCGGUGGAAAACUGGAGCGCGGGUCACGUCAUAUUCCAGGCCAAAGCGUCGGAUCCCGACGAAGGCACAAACGGCGCGGUGGUUUACAGCCUCAAGCAGAACCCCAGGGGGCUGUUCCACAUUCACGAGAAGCACGGCCUCAUCACGCUGACCGGGCCGCUGGAGGUCACCACCAGCUCCUACGAGGUGGAGGUCACGGCGUCCGACACGGGGGUCCCCCGCCACAGCUCCGACCUCGUCCUCAUCGUCAGCGUCUAUGACGUCAAUGACAACUCGCCGGUAUUCGACCAGCUUUCGUACGAGGUCGUCAUCCUGGAGUCUGAGCCUGUCAACAGUCGCUUUUUCAAAGUGGAGGCCGCCGACAUGGACUCCGGUCUCAACGGGGAGAUUAUGUAUGACAUCGCCGGGGGCAACACCAGGGAUGUGUUUGGCAUCUUUCCAGACGGGCAGCUGUACAUCAAAGACGAGCUGGACCGAGAGGCACAAGACCGAUAUAACUUAGUGGUCGUGGCCAAAGACCGGGCCGUGGAGCCGCUGAGCGCCGCCGUCAACGUCAGCGUGAUUCUGGAUGACGUGAACGACAACCGCCCCCUUUUCAACAGCACCAAUUAUGUGUUUCAUUUUGAGGAAGAGCAGAAGAGGGGGUCGCUGGCUGGCCAUGUUUACGCCGAGGACAAGGACUUUGGCCCAAACAGCGAGGUGAGAUACUCAUUUGAGACUCCGCAGCCCAACUUUGAGCUGAACGCCAUCACGGGGGAGUUGACCAGCACGCUGCAGUUUGAUCGCGAGGCGCUCAUGAGACAAAGAGGCGCCACCGUGUUCGGCUUUGUGGUCGUCUCGUCGGAUCAGGGUCUCCCCAAGCCCCUCAGGGACCAGGCCAAGGUGCAAGUUUACAUUCAAGACAUCAACGACAACCCGCCUAAAUUCACAAAAGACAUUUACCAGGCCUCCAUCUCAGAGUCGGCUCCAAACAUGACUCAACUGCUGCGGGUCUCCGCCUCUGAUGUGGACGAGAACAAAAACGGGUUGGUUCAUUAUCACAUCUCGGAGGGCAACGAGGAAGGACAGUUCGCAAUUGACAGCAGCUCCGGACAAGUUACUUUAGUAGGAAAGCUGGACUAUGAAUCUACGUCCUCCUAUUCAUUAAAAAUCCUAGCUGCUGAUGCAGGAGCUGUGCCUCUGACCUCCUCCUGCAUGCUGAGCAUCAGCAUCCUGGAUGAGAACGACAACUCCCCCUCCUUCCCUAAAUCCUCUGUGUCCGUGGACGUCCUGGAAAACAUGAGGAUAGGGGAGCUGGUGGCCUCGGUGACCGCCGCCGACGCGGAUUCCGGUCAGAACGCCGACAUAACGUACAGCAUCACGGCCACGAACAACCACGGCACCUUCAGCAUCAGCGCCAACACCGGCAGCAUCUUUUUGGAUAAAAAGCUGGACUUUGAGACUCAGUCACUUUACAAGCUCAACGUCACGGCGAAGGACAACGGGAGACCAGCUCGCUCCUCAUCCGUUCCUGUGGUCAUUCACGUCAGGGAUUUUAACGACAACCCCCCCGUGUUUACCCCUGGGGACAUUUUCAAAUCCAUCCCCGAAAAUCUUCCCCUCUCAGCUUCUGUCAUGACCAUUGCAGCUCACGACACGGAUGCAGACAUAAACGGGCAGCUGGAGUACUCCAUCGUUCACCAGGUUCCCCGGGGGGGCCACUUUGGCAUCGAUUCAGGCACCGGGCUCAUUUACACCAGCAAGGAAAUCGACAGGGAGUUUUCAAACCUGUUCGAGCUGACAGUCAAAGCCACCGACCAGGCCGUGCCAGUCGAAUUCCGCCGCUUUGCCCUGAAAAAUGUCACAGUUUGGGUCACAGACUUGAAUGAUAACGUCCCCACUUUUAUGUCCCAGAAUGCCCUCGUAGCCGAGCCCAACAUAGUCAUCGGCUCCAUCCUGACAACCGUGUCGGCCUUUGACCCCGACGAGGGUUCCAACGGAGAAGUGGAGUACGAGCUGGUGGAGGGGGACUCGGACACUUUCAUCAUGGACAGAUACAGCGGAGACAUCCGCCUGGCCUCCCAACUGUUGCAGUCCCGGCUCAUGUACACGCUCACCGUGUCGGCCACCGACCACGGCGACAGCCGCAAGACCUCCAGAACCGAGCUCACCAUCAUCCUCCGAGGGUUGGACGGGCCUGUUUUCUCCCAGCCGAAGUACAUCACCAUCCUCAAAGAGGGCCAGCCGCCGGGCACCAACGUCAUCUCCCUGGAUGCCUCCAGCCCGCGGGGCUCAGCGACCAAAGUGGAGUAUUUCAUCGUGGGGGUCCGCAGUGGCGGAAAAGCCGUGGGGCGCCUUUUCACCAUCGGCCGGCACACUGGAGUGAUACAGACGGCCGCAGAGCUGGACCGAGAACAAGGCAGCGACCUCUACCUGGUGGUCGUGUACGCCAUCGAGACGGACGCCAGCCAGCCCAGGACGCAGCGCGCUGAGGUGGAGAUCACGCUGCAGGACGUCAACGACAACCCGCCGGUUUUCCCUAAUGAUAUUCUGGAUGUGACCAUUGAGGAGAACGUCGGAGAUGGCUUCAAAAUAAUGCAGCUAACAGCCGCGGAUGCAGACAAGGGUCCCAACGCUCUCGUCACGUACACCAUCGUCAGCGGGGCGGACGACAGCUUUCGCAUCGACCCCGAGUCCGGCGAUCUGAUCGCCACCAAGAAGCUGGACCGGGAGCGCCGCUCCAAAUAUUCCCUUCUGGUGCGCGCCGACGACGGGAAGCAGUCGUCCGACAUGCGGCUGAACAUCACCGUGAAGGACGUCAACGACCACACGCCCGAGUUCUCCCGGGUCGCGUACUCCUUCGACAUCCCCGAGGACAUGGCGCCGGGCUCCAUCGUGGCGGCGAUCCUGGCCAGCGACUCCGACUCGGGGGCGAACGGCGAGGUCACCUACUCGCUGGAGGACGAGGAGGACGAGGACGAGGCCUUCCUGCUCAACCCGGUGACGGGCGUCUUCAACGUGACGCGCCCUCUGGACUACGAGACCCAGCGGUACUACAUCCUCACGGCCAAGGCGCGGGACGGCGGGGGCCAGGCCAGCGGCGUCAGGGUCUACUUCAACGUGCUGGACGUGAACGACAACCCGCCCGUCUUCAACGCCACGGCGUACAGCGCGUCGGUGUCCGAGAGCCUGCCGCCCGGAUCCGGCGUGCUCACCGUCGGGGCCGCAGACGCCGACGACGGCCCGAAUGCCCAGCUCCUCUACAGAAUUGCGUCCGGAGAUUCCCAGGGACACUUUGUCAUCAGCAAGGACGGAGUCCUCCAAACCAAGAAGGCCUUGGACAGGGAGAUCCAGUCCUUCUACAACCUGGUGAUCACGGUCAACGACCUGGCUCCUCCUCCCGCGACGCGCUUCACCAGCACCGCCCAGGUGUCCAUCAUCCUUCUGGAUGUCAACGACUGUCCGCCGACCUUCACCUCUCAGCGGAUGACCUACAUCCAGGAGAACACGCCGGUGGACACGGUGGUGUUCACCGCCCAGGCCGCAGACGCCGACAGUGGACCCAACAGCUAUGUCGAGUACUCCCUCAAAGGACCUUUCGUCAACAAGUUCAGCAUCGGCACCAUCGACGGAGACGUCAGGUUGGUUGGGGAACUGGACCGCGAGGAGCUGUCCAACUACACCCUCACCGUUGUAGCUACCGAUAAAGGCGAACCCCACCUGUCCUCGAUGAUGGACGUGACCAUGGUGGUCCUGGACGUCAACGACAACACGCCGAGCUUCUCGCAGAACAUCUACGACAUCGAGAUCGAGGAGGACACCUUGACCGGGACCGACGUCAUCCAGGUGUUCGCCAGCGACGCGGACGAGGGCACCAACGGGCAGGUCCGGUUCUCCAUCUCGGGGGGCAACGCCAACUCUGACUUCCGAAUCGAUUCGGUCACGGGGGUGAUUUCGGUGGCCAAGCAGCUGGACCGCGAGGCGCGUGGGUCCUACUCGCUGGUGGUCCAGGCCGCCGACCGAGGCAGCAGCCCCAAGGUGGACCGAGCCACCGUAAACAUCGUGCUGUUGGACAUGAAUGACUGCUCACCUGAGUUUGAGCUCUCUCCGUACACCGUCAAUGUUCAGGAGAACUUUGAGAAUCUUCCAAAAAACAUUCUGCAGGUCGUCGCCAGAGACGACGACCAAGGCGCCAACGGCCAGCUGAGCUACAUGCUGAGCGGCGAGAACGACAACGGCGCCUUCAGCCUGUCGUCCAGCGGUCAGCUGAGCGUGACCCGGACCCUGGACCGCGAGGCCCAGGCGAAAUACGUCCUGCUGAUCACAGCCACCGACUCAGGUUCUCCGUCCCUGAGCGGCACGGGCACGGUAACGGUUGUGGUGGACGACGUGAACGACAACGUGCCCGUUUUCACCUCCUCGUCCUUCCACACCACGGUGAUGGAGAACGCCCCCACGGGGGCCGACGUGCUGCUGGUCAACAGCUCCGAUGCAGAUGUGGGCGUCAACGGCGUGAUAAGCUACAGUCUGGCCGGAGGACACGGACAGUUCUCCAUCAACCCGGCUACCGGGCAGAUCAUCACCAGCUCCCUGCUGGACCGAGAGGACCGAAACAAUUACCAGCUGCUGGUUGUAGCCACAGAUGGAGGACAGCCUCAGGGCUUGUCGAGCUCCGCCACCGUGUCGGUGACGGUGGCCGACAUCAACGACAACCCCCCACACUUCCACCACCACCCUUACGUCACCCACAUACCCGCCUCCACCGCAGCAGGGUCCCUGGUCUUUGCAGUUACUGUCACCGACGAGGACUCCGGCUCCAACGCCCAGCUGCACUACUCCCUUGUAGGCCGCAACUCUGAGAAGUUCAAAAUCGACCCCAUCAGAGGUGCGAUCACCGCCAAUGAGAAGCUGACCGGCAGCUCAGAAGUUACUCUGACGGUUCGGGUGAAAGACGGCGGCGCGAACCCCAAAACGGACACGACCACGGUGACGGUCCGCUUCGUCACCGGAGGAAGCUUCCCCGUCAUCAAACUGGAGGAGCGUGCGUUCACAUUCCCGGAGAGCCAGCCGACCAACCACGUCGUCACAACGGUGACCGGGUCCUCUAUGAGGGGAGGGCCGCUGUCGUAUUACGUUGCCAGCGGCAACCUGGAUAACGCCUUUCAUAUUGACCAGCUGUCGGGCGAGUUGUCCAUCAGACAUCCCUUAGAUUACGAGCACGUUCAGAAAUAUGUUCUCUGGAUUGAGGCCAGAGAUCAGGGAUUCCCACCUUAUUCCUCUUAUGAGAAAGUGGAAUUAACCGUGCUGGACGUCAACGACAACCACCCGGUGUUCGAUAAGGAUCCCUUCCAUGCUGAAAUACUGGAGAACCUUUCGCCUCAGCGGGUGUUGAUGGUCUCUGCGGUCGAUCUGGACAGCGGGCCUAAUGGACAGCUUGAAUACGCCAUCGUCGAUGGCAACAAGGAGAACAGUUUCAGCGUGAAUAGAGCGACUGGCGAGAUACGGACCACCCGGCCGCUGGACCGGGAGAAGGCGGCUCAGUACACUCUGAGGGUCAAAGCCACCGACCGCGGGUUGCCACCCAAAACCACGGCGGUCAAGGUGCUCAUCAACGUGCUGGAUGUGAACGACAACGCCCCGAGGUUUUCCAAGAUCUUUAGCGCGGCGGUGGCUGAAAACGCCCCGGUGGGUUACACCGUCACCAGGGUCACCACCACGGACGAGGACGCCGGCUCCAAUGCCGUUAGCCGCUAUUCCAUCACCGACGCCAGCCUUCCGUUCAACAUCAAUCCCAACACAGGAGACAUAACAAUCAGCAGGCCGCUUAACAGAGAAGACACAGGCCAUUACAUUGUCAAAGUGUCGGCCCACGACUCUGGCUGGACAGUAAGCACAGAUGUCACCAUAUUUAUUACGGAUGUUAACGAUAACGCACCCCGGUUUAGUCGUCCCUCCUACUAUCUGGACUACCCUGAGCUCACCGAGGUGGGCUCCCUGGUCACACAGGUUUCCGCCACAGAUCCCGACGAGGGUUUCAACGGCAAAAUCUUCUAUUUCAUUCGGUCCCAGUCAGAGUUUUUCCGAAUCAACGCCAGCUCCGGGGAGAUAUUUGUGAAGCAGCAGCUAAAGUACCAGAACUCGACGGGUGCCAGUAGCAUUAAUAUAAACCGCCACAGCUUCAUAGUCACAGCCUCAGACCGGGCGCUGAAGCCUCUGAUGAGCGAGACGACCGUGAUUGUGAACGUCGUGGACAGCAACGAUAAUCGGCCCGAGUUUGAUUCACCGAGCUACUUUACUCCGGUCACCAAAAGUGUCAAGGUCGGCACCAGGCUCAUCAGAAUUGUGGCCCACGACAAAAAAGACUUUGGCCUUAAUUCUGAGGUUGAGUACUUGAUAACCGGAGGAAACAGCUCCAGGAAAUUCAAGCUAGAUAAAACAAGUGGCUGGAUUACCGUUGCCUCCUCCCUCACAUCUGAUACGAAUACAUUUUUCCUCAUCGACAUCACAGCGAAGGACAGAGGAAAUCCUCCUCUGUCCUCGCGGACGUCCGUUCGGGUCGCAGUCACGGAGGAAAACCACCACACACCUGAGUUCUCACAAAGCCAAAUCUCAGCUACCGUACCCGAGAGCCUUGUUGUGGGAACGGCCAUCAGGACUCUGUCUGCCAGAGAUAAAGACAAAGACAUGAACGGCCUGAUCACGUACGAUAUUACUUCAGGCAACGACAAGGGUCUGUUUUCACUUCACAGUAAGACGGGCGUCUUAUCCCUGGCUCGCCCGCUGGACUUUGAAGAGAAGCAGCAACAUGAUCUCAGAGUCUCAGCCACCGACGGCGGCUGGAUCGCUAAAACAAGCCACGUCUCCGUCACAGUACGCGUGAGCGAUGUGAAUGACAACCCUCCGGUGUUCAAUCCUGACGAGUACUUCCCCGUCGUGCAGGAGAACGUUCCCAGCGGCACCACUCUGGUCAAAAUGAACGCCACGGACCGCGAUUCGGGGGCCAACGCAGUCAUGGCGUACGUGAUACAGUCAUCAGACAGUGACCUCUUCGUCAUCGACCCCAACACGGGCACCAUCACCACCCAGGGCUUCUUGGAUUACGAGGCUAAGCAGGUCUACCAUUUGACAGUGAAGGCCUUCAACGUCCCAGACGAGGAGCGCUGCAGCUUCGCCAAUGUCAACAUUCAGCUGAAGGGAGCCAAUGAAUACGUACCCCGCUUUGUCUCAAAACAGUACUACUUUGAAGUAUCUGAAGCUGCUCCAAAACGCACAGUGGUCGGGGAAGUGUUCGCCAGCGAUCGAGACCAAGGAGACGACGGAGUGGUUUACUACCUCAUUUUCGGUAAGAGUCGAAAGAAGGGCUUUGGCAUCAACAGGAAAACGGGCCAGAUUUAUGUGACCGGUAGUCUAGACCGCGAGAAAGAGGAGAAGAUUUCACUGAAGGUUUUGGCAAAGAACGCCGGGAGCAUCCGGGGGGCAGAUAUCGACGAGGUGUUUGUGAACAUCACAGUCCUUGAUGCCAACGAUCCCCCCGUUUUUACCCAAGAACUGUAUGACGUGCAGGUUAGUGAAGGUCUAUCGCCCGGAGGUCUCGUUACCUUUGUGAGUGCUGUGGACUCGGACUCCGUCCCGAGCUGGAGCCGAUUUUCGUACACCAUCGCUCCUCCCUUUGAUAAAAAUGUUUUCACAAUCGACCCGAAAACCGGCCAGGUGUCAGUGGCAGCGGAGCUUGACAGGGAAACUACUCCUGUGUAUAAUCUUACAGUUCUUGCCGUGGAUACUGGCACACCUCCUGCAACCGGGAGCACUACCCUGAUCGUGAACCUGGAAGACAUCAACGACAACGGUCCCACUCUGACAGCCGCCUACGCCGAGGUGAUGGAGAAUCAGAGAGCUGGCAUCGUUGUCACAACACUGACAGCGUCUGACGCAGAUCUACCACCAAACCAAGGCCCUUUCCUAUUCAGCCUUAUCGGUUCGGGCUCCGCCAACAGCUACUUCAGCCUUAGUCCAGCCGGAGUGUUAACCACCAGUCGGGAGAUUGACAGGGAACAGAUUAGCAACUUCUACCUCUCUGUUGUGAUCAAGGACUCUGGUGUCCCUCAAAUGUCCUCCACGGGAACUAUUCACGUCAAAAUAAACGAUCAGAACGACAAUCCCUCAGAGACGAGGUCCAUGGAAAUCUUUGUCCACUACUUUGGGAACAUGUUCCCCGGAGGUUCUUUGGGAGAUGUCAAACCGCAAGACCCCGACGUUCAGGAUAGAUUCCACUGCUCACUUAUUCCGCCGUCCUCGGGCCUGUUCAACAUCCCAACUGGAACAUGCAGCCUCAACUCGAAAGCGCGCUCAACGGAUGGGACUUUCGAACUAACCGUCCGCAGCAGCGACGGCGUCCACGGGUCCGUCAGCAACACGGCCCGGGUCCUCUUCAUGGGUUUCACAAACGCCACAGUGGACAACAGCAUUCUAAUCCGACUGCAGUCUCAAGGAGUCAAAAACUUCCUGACCAACCACUACCUCAGCUUCCUGCGCAUUGCCAACUCUCAGCUAGCGGGCCUGGGCACCGGGGUGCUGCUUUAUGGAGCAUUUGAACUCAACAAUCAGACUUUCAUAAUGGCAGCUGUGAAACGCGGCCACGGACAAUAUGUCAACCCCAGUGGCGUGGCCACAUUCUUCCAGAGUAUCAAAGACAUUUUAUACAGGCAGAGCGGGGUGCAAAUAGACGCGGUGGACCAUGAUCCGUGCACACGCAACCCGUGCCAGAACGGGGGCAGCUGCAAGAGGCGUCUCAGUGUCGGGCCUGAUAUGAAGACAGAAGAAAGUGUCCCAGUGAUCCUUGUUUCCAACCACCCCCUGCAGCCAUACGCCUGCAGCUGCAGGCCGGGAUACACCGGAGGCCUCUGUGAGACGGACAUUGACGAGUGCCAGCCAUCGCCCUGCCACAAUGGCGGCACCUGCCACAAUCUGGUGGGGGGUUUCUCCUGCACCUGCCCUGAAGGUUUCACGGGGAUGGCCUGUGAGAGGGAUGUGAACGAAUGCCUUUCCAAUCCCUGCAAGAAUGGCGCGCUCUGCCAGAACUUCCCCGGCGGUUUCAACUGCCUCUGCAAUUCCGGCUUUGCAGGCAAAACGUGCGAUUCCAUCAUCAAUCACUGUGAGUGUAACCCUUGUUUUAAUGGCGGGUCCUGUCAGAAUCGGGUGGAUGGAUAUUACUGUCAUUGUCCAUUUGGGGUUUUUGGCAAACACUGUGAACUUAACAGCUACGGCUUUGAGGAGCUCUCCUACAUGGAGUUUCCGUCUCUGGAUCCCAACAACAACUACAUCUAUAUCAAGUUCGCUACCCUGAAGAGCAACGCGCUGCUCAUGUACAACCACGACAACCAGACCGGAGACAAGGCCGAGUUCCUGGCUCUGGAGAUCUUUGAGGGACGGAUGCGCUUCUCCUUCAACCUGGGGAGUGGAACUUACAAACUGAUGACCAUGAUAAAAGUGUCCGACGGGCAGUUCCACACAGUCAUCGCCAGGAGAGCCGGGAUGGCUGCCUCCCUGACGGUGGACCUGUGUGGUGAUGACCAGGAACCAGGCUACUGCGCCGUGAGCAAUGUGGCAGUGCACACGGACUGGAUCCUGGACGUGCAGCCCAACAGGCUCUCGGUUGGCGGCGUCGGGUCAAUAGAACCCGUCCUUCAUCGCCGCGGUCAGGUCGCCACCCACGACUUUGUCGGCUGCAUCAUGGAGUUCGCCGUCAACGGCCGCCCGCUGGAGCCCAGUCAGGCGCUGGCAUCGCGUGGCAUCCUUGACAGACGCUCGCCAGAGUUUUGA
Molecule: messenger RNA, 12831 nt
Organism: Gasterosteus aculeatus aculeatus (three-spined stickleback)
Lineage: Eukaryota; Metazoa; Chordata; Actinopteri; Perciformes; Gasterosteidae
Source: RefSeq, a predicted model, not a curated record